This is a messenger RNA of Marchantia polymorpha subsp. ruderalis, 1707 nucleotides long. NCBI's taxonomy places the organism in Eukaryota, Viridiplantae, Streptophyta, Marchantiopsida, Marchantiales, Marchantiaceae. The record is from the annotation of a GenBank genome assembly.
AAGACGACUACAGGUAGCGCGCAUAAUCGUUAAUCAUCUUGUUGUACCUCACCUUCCGUGAAAGCUCCACUCCCGGGCCUUAAUCAUUAAUGCCCGGGAGUGGUGAGGUAUGACAAGAGAGCGUGAGGGACGCCCAGAUGUAGUAAUAGGUCUCCAGCCUCUCAAACCCCCUUCGGUGUAUCUUUGUGCUGCUUAGUCGGCGGUGAAUGGAACUCGAAGGGCCAAAUCUCCUCUAUUCUGUAAUCGCCUUCCCAGCUCUCGGGAAUCCAAACGCUCGGCAUCUGUGGACAGGUUUUACAUACUGAGGUCUUGUCCCAGUUUCAUACAAAGCCGGCGUACAACCCUUGAGGAGAAUGUGAAGAUACGACGCUGAUCCAGCUUUUCUAAUGAGGUAGAAAGGAAUCCUCGGCGCUUCGAGGCUUACAAGGACAAUCUGCUUGGCUGCCUCUGGCAAAACGAGGAUGGCGCCGUACUCAAGAAAUGUAUGAGAGGACCGCAUCUCUCGACGAUUUUCCUAAGAACGGGAUAUGGACACAUUGACGUUCACUCCAGCGCUACUCGCACGAGCAGAGCUGCUGAAGCGAAUCGUCGGGGGAAACUGCAAGGCUGUAGCAUCGAGGGCAAAGUAUGCUGCUGCGUACAGGAAACAACAUCCCCGACGACUGCUCGUCUCUGUUCAAGAGUCCGUGAAGACCAGUCCACAUGCGCCAUUCCUGGAACUGAUUGGCCUUUUCGAGGGGGUGCGCUUCGAGCUUUACUCCUCCAUCGGGACAAAUGGCGGUCGGUCCAGUGCAAGCGCCGACUUGAAAGACGUCGGCGGGGGCGACGACCCUCUUGGAAAUGAGCAGCAGAGUUACUCGAAGGCAGCGAUUUCUGACGAGAAGCAGAAGGUAAGCAGCUGCACCGACGAUGUCGAACCGAGAGCAAGAGGCAGACGGGGCCAUCGAGAGCAAGAGUCUGAAGAGGAAUCAUCAACAAGCAGCGGGGGCGAAUUCCCGAGAGCUAGGACUGUGGUUAGAGGUGCGGGUCGCUCAAGGGACGAAGAGAAGCAGACGACGCAGUGUCAGUGGAACGACGUGGAGGACGAGAAAUUCAUGCUGGAGGCGCUGCUGGAGGCCAAGAAGGCCGCCAGUCUCGGGGAGGUGCCCGUGGGCGCCGUCGUCGUGCAGAACGGGAGAAUCAUCGCGCGAGCGUUCAACCGAGUGGAAGCGGAGGGAGAUCCCACCGCACACGCGGAAAUGCUGUGCAUCCGCAGCGCGUCGAAGACGAACGGCGACUGGCGCCUCACCGAUGCGAGCAUCUACGUGACGAUGGAGCCGUGCGCCAUGUGCGCGGGCGCUCUGCUGCAAGCCAGGGUGAAGAGAGUGGUGUGGGGCGCGCGCAACAAGCUCCUCGGUGCCGACGGGAGCUGGGUCAGUCUGUUCCCCAACUGCGAAUCACAUGUCGAUGGAGAAGCAGAACAAUCUUCCUUGCAGCAGCAGCAGCAUCCCUUCCAUAAAUCUGUGGAAGUGCGUCGAGAAGUUCUUUCCGAUGAUUGUUCCAUGAUCAUGCGUACAUUCUUCCGGUCGAGAAGAAAGGACGAAGCUCCUAAUGCCAAGAAGAAGCCAUGGUGGCUGUCGUUUGAAGUUUGGGUUCUCUUCAGAAGACUUCUAGGCUAGCUAAACCUUCGCGGCAGAAUUGGAAUUGGAAAUUGAAUCCUUGAAUCUG